CGCGGCGUGUGCGGCAGGCUGAGCUGCACCGCAGCGCAUACACUACAAUGGCUGCUGGAAAGAGGGGAAAGCAAACAAUUUCCAGGCCCGCCGCGUCCAGCCCGAAAUAUGGGGAAAAAAUUACAGAAAAAUCGGAGAACCCUGUAAAAGGCGGGAAGAGGGCGCUGAGGGGAUGCUGAGGCUCCCGCGGUGAGUCUGCUGCGGGUUUGGGGGUCAGGAGCCGGGGUUCAGCAGGGAAAUAUUAGGGUUAUUUAAAUUCUGAAGGGGGAGGAGGAGGAGAAGGGGGGAGAGCGGAGCGGCAGCGAUGAGGGAAAGUUUGUGCGGCUCCAUCUCCUUCCCCUGCACUCUUGGGCUGCGUCGCGCUUUUCGCGGGGGUCCCCAGGAGCAGCCCCUCGAAAUAAAGCCUCGCUUUCCUUAGCUUUCUGACUUGGAGUUUCUCCUCUCCUCCGCGCCCCCCCCCCGACUCCUUCAGUGAGGUUUUCACUGAGAGGCUGCAAAGAGGAUCGCACCCCCCUCCUUCUUCCCCCUCGUUUCUUGUUAUACAAACGGGGAGGCGGUUUUGCAGAAACUUUUUUGAGAAGCCCCCCCCCCCACCGCGCUUUCCUCGCUCUGAGUCUCUCUCUUCUCUAUCUCCCCCCCCCCCCGGAGCUCCGGAGCUUGUGCUUUGAAUAUAGUGACAGCAGCAGUAGCAGCAGCAGCAGCGAGGAGGGAGCGGAAGACAUUAAGAGCCCGCGGUGCCCAAAAAAUGAGAGAAAAUUAAUAUAAAUUCAGCCGUAGCACCAAAGCGGGCACAUUUUGCGCAGAAAUGUCGCGGGUGGGUUGCACUCUCGGGACGGGGCGGCGGGAACCCCUGGCCAAAGCUUUAGGGGGCUCCCGAGUCGCUUUGGGGCGUGCAGCGCCCUUCUCCUCCCGCUUUUUAUUGGACAAAAGUUUUUUCUCUCCUUUCCCCCCCACCCCAUAAAGAGACGAGAUUGCCUCCCGCCUGACUUGGACCGGCCGCGGAGCCUUUUCUUUCCCUUGCGUGGGUACGAGAGAGGAGUUUGGGAAUGCGAGCCCGUUUGGAGGGUGGGUUGUAUUGGGGAGGUGGGGGGGGGUUCUCUAACUGGAAGCAGGAGAGAUCUGGAGAGAGAGCAGGGACAGCUUGUUGUCAGUAUCAUAAACAACCAAAAUGGAGGGAGAACCGAGGCAUAUAACAAAAUAAAAAAUAGCCCCAAAAAAUUCUUAAAAAUGCCCCAAAUCGUCUCCGUCCCCCGAUUUCUCUCCUAAGAGAUCAGGUUGAACCCCGCGUCCCCUCACGUCGGGGUUUCAGCUCUCAGAGAGCAAGGAGUUAAAACUGAUGCCUAUUUUUGUUGUUGAUGACUGCUUUGGAAAGGCAAAAGCUCUUUUACAGCUCGUUCCCGACAAUGCGAGAACGUGAAAAUCCCCUUUCUCCCUUGAAUGGUGGUGGGAGGUGGGAAUGCACGAGCUGCACAACUUUGGGGCAACGAGGAGCGAUUGCACGGGAGAUAAAUGCUGCAUUUGCCAACUUUGUACCUUCGUUUUCGUGCCCUUUGUUUGUUUGGGGGGGCACAGGUGGGGGGAAAGGGGGAGGUGGCGCGAAAUGUAAUACCUAUGCAUUGCUUUUCUCCCGACCCAAUUAUGAUAUGUAAUGCAAAAGAGCAAAUAUUUCCGAUUUAUGGAGUACCUUUUCGUUGCCUAUGGAUCCCGGUGUUUGUGUCCACGGUUUUUGAAGUGCUUUCUGUUAGAGUAGUAUGGACUGGAAGCAACGUGUCGUAGGGAAAAUGAAAAAUACACAUAGUGAGACCACACUUUUGGAGGAGAACCGGGGCUUACUUUAGCAUGCUUUUUCACCUAUUUUGUAUUCCGGGGAAGAAUGUAUUCUGCAAUUUUCUCAUGUUUAUUAAAAAAUGAUGCCUCAACUUGCAUCACAUAGAACUAAACGCGAAAGUGCUGCUGAUGUUGAUUUCCACGUGGGAUCAGGGACAGAGCAUGGUAUCUUAAAGAGACAGCUCCUCUUUUCUUCUAGCUAUGCUCACCUAUGCAGAAGUUCUGGCUAAAGUUGGCUUGGAUUUGUUAAAGUGUAAAGUCAUAAAUCAAACUCUGAAGGCAAGCCAGACCAGUGGCUACUUAUCCUGGUGGAUUGCAUUAAAUCCAAGGGGGCUGUUGAGGUGUAAAAACAGUUAUUGGCUUACCCUUUUUGUAGGAGAAAUUGGUGGAUAUUGUUUGGACCUAGCAUUUAUUAUCUCUGAUGCAACUCAAGAUUGUGGUAUGGUGGCUGAAUUUUAAUUCCAUUGUUGUGUCUUGGAUUUAGAAUGGUGUGUGUAGAGAUAGCCUAAAUUAUAAUAAUAUUCUGCUAGUUUUCAAGUCACUGGAAGAACACAAGACAUUUAGUGGACUUUAUGGUAUAAUUUUAAAGCCUUUUUGCAGACAUAGACAACUUGUUUGGAUGUCUUCUGUUUCAUUCCAUUGAUUUAAAAUACAAACCUGUUCAUAUUUAAAACCUGCAAGUAGUGUUCAAAGGAUCUGAAUUUCAAACCCGCAAUAUUCAAGGGGUUAGAAUAUAUGCCCUUUUCUAAAUCGCUCUAUUACAGAUUUGUGUAAUGUGUCUUGAUUUGGCUUUAUUGAAAUACAUAGUUGUGAUUUUAUUAUUUGUUUGACAGUAAAUUUUUGUUAAUUGAAACAGAUUCCAAAAAAGUAUCUAUGAUAGAUGUUGCUGAAUCUUUAACUUAUAAAUGUGUAACUUCCAUGAUAAGAAAUGUUAUCUAUAAAGACUUAACUUAAAUGUUUAAAAAGCUGCUGGAUAGUAGAAUGGUAUUUCGGAUAUCUAUUGUCCCAGAUCUUGUGUUUCUUAUGCACAAUUACAUUUUCAUUUAAAGUGAUUUGCUCUUUCACUGUCUUGAUUUAAAUCUAAAUUAAACUCUUGAUAGCAGGUAUUCUGCUCAAAGAGAUGGACCAAAUCUUGAGAGAGACUUCAUCAGUUAUACUUUCUUUUGUUCUUUAUAUACCAAAUCAAUUUUCUGCUCAAUGUGUAAUCUGUUUCUAUUCACUUUUAUAUAAGUCUCACUGUGUUGAGGGGGCUUGAUUCUCCAGUGUACAUAAGAUUUCAUCAUUUGUUAUCAUAGAUGUCUUGCACCUUUAUUGCAUUAUGUAGUAGACUACUGUCCUGGAUAACCCUGUGGCUUCAGAUUUUGGAAUGAAAGCACCUUGUUUUCCAGUGACACAGUCCCCCAAAGUAAACUGUGUCAUUUAUUCUUAGAGAAUGGAUUUAUACAAACUAUAUAGCAAUAAUAAUGUGUCUGUGGGAGAGGGUUAUUGGUUUGUUUUUGUUUUAUUUUGUAUUUUGUGUUCUUAUUUUGUAUUUUUAUGUUGUGAACCACCUGUGAUCUUUGGAUGAAGGGCAGUAUACAGAUUUAAUAAAUAAUAAUCAGCUCAUGAGGGGAACAUUUAUCUGUUAACAUGGAGUUGUAUACACAUUUAUUUUUUAUUGAAAACAACUCUAUUUUUGGCAUAAACAUUAUCAUUUAAAUCAAAAUAGAAAAUAUCUGAAAGCAAACUUGGCAAAUGGUUGAUGCAUGCCAUAUGGUUUAAGAAUGUCACAUGAUUUACUAGUGUUUGUAGAUAAUUUUCAUCUACCAGUUAAGAUACUAGGUUCAUAAGUGCACCUAGGAUAAUAGUCAGAAAUUUAGCCUGUAGUCAGUUCUUAUCCUAAAUACAUUUGAUACAGCAUGCACAUUUUAUCACAGGCAUGAACCAUAACAGUGUGUGCCAUGAAUUGUUAAGCUCAGAAGUCAGAACACAUGAAGUCUGGUGUCUCUUCAUUAUCUAAAUUUUAAAGCUAUUUUGUAGAUAUGGAGAAGUACAAAACUUGCAUUUGGAUCUUUAUAUGUAUAUACAGAUCUGCUGUACAAUUAUUAAGUAGUCUAAGGUAAAAGCAUUGUGGAAGAAAUACAUUUUCUGAAAGCACCAAUUACAAUUUUGCUUUCUUCCUCUGUCAUGAAAGUUCUCCAUCAUAUGCAAAUUUAAUGCCUUUAAAUGUGAAUGCUCAUUCCAUUGAUACAUUUAACAGUAAGGAGACUGAGAAAAGUAACUCUUAGUAGAAAAAUAGCCUGAAAUAUUAAAUUUAUGGAUUCCGAUAAAGCUGCAUUUAUCUUUGAGAACUAUUUUGUUUAAACUAUGAAGCACUUGCAUAUAAUUUUAGUUGGUUAGUUAAAACAGUGCUCUAUGAAAUUAGUUGAUUUUUUUUAUAAUUCAUAUAAUGUAGAUCCAUUAUUAUAUACUAUAGAUUAUGCAGACAGAUUCCAAGGCUUCUUGAGUGAAUCUUAUUGGCCAAACUACUUUGUGAUGCUACUUGCCUUAAGCAAAACCUUUGAAGUCUAAAGUAGCUUUUGAGCUUUUCAUUGUAAGUUUUAAAUGUUAGUGUAUAUAAAUAUAAUUGUAAUUAUAUUGGGUAAAGUCUUCAAAACUUUUUUGUGGUUCACUAUAUUGUAGUGCUAAAAGGAAAAUCUGAAUAUAUGUUGAUGGUAUGCAUCUGAAAGCAAAUAUCUGCAGAUACCAUUCAUUUGUUUUAGUAGAAAGAUUUAAUAGCUGUCCAAAUGAGCUGUUGACCAUUUUUAACCAAUUUCUAACUAUUUAGAAAGCUUUCAGACAAUGUGAAAUAAUUCAAAUAUGUGAACAAUGUAAUAUUUUGUACUGAUCUGACAUACAAUAUGUGUUUGAAAUCUAACACAUGAUGGACGGUUGCUGCAUUAAGCAAGCAAAACAUUUCAGAAAUAGAUAAUAUAUUAGGAAGAAAACAUAAGAUACAAUUGUAGUCUAGUUCUUGAUUUGGAAAUGUCAUGGAUUUGUGAAUAGAAUCAGCAGACUGAAUAUGUUCCUUUUUCAUUGGAAAUUUUAGCAUUUUUCUUUGCUAUUGCUAUUGCAUAAGUAGCAAUUAGAAUCUUCUGUGCACUGUCUUACCUAGCACUAAGUCAGCCUUUAAAAUGUUUAUGUUUGUUUUUAUACAUAAUUGUUUGAUUGGUAUCUUAUAUUCUAGCUACCUAUCCUUUGCAUAUAUGUUUUUCAGUAUGUCUUAGGACAUGGCAGGAAUAACUUUUGGAAUCUCAUACCUAAGAAUUCAGUUUCCAAAAAGUAUUUAUAUUAGUUGAAAGUGCCAUGUUCUUUGAUCAGUACAGUUGUUAGAAUUCAUACAAUCUAUGGUUUGUGCUUUAAAUUGCUUCAAAAUUGGUAUCAAAGUUAUUGUGAGUGCUGGGAUUUUUUUUAUAUGUAAGCUGAACUGAACAAGUAGGAAAGAUGAUGCAGUCAUAUUAACAUUCGUUAGUUUAUAAAAACAAGUUUUCUUACCUAUUUCAGUAUGUUUAAAUAUAUAUUCUCUGAACUUGCUGUAUUAAGGAAUGUACAUAGUAGCAGAAUGUUUCAUAUGCAUGCAUAUCUCUUGCCAGAUCUAUUACCCAUUAAAUGUUAAAAUGUGUGAGUAUAGAAAUAACUGGUAUAAUUUCCAAGAAUAAAAUGAAGCAGAUUAUUUGCAAGACAGCAUAAUUUCUUAAUUCAGCUCUUUUUAAAUUGAAUGUGUUCUAAGACUAAGUUAUAAUAUUCAAAAUGGGAUUCAUACAUCUUGUGUUAAAUAAAUGAAGUAUUAAGAGCUUAACAAGAAAACUGAAAGAGAAUUAAGAAAAAUAUACUUUUAAAGAAAAAUUAGGAAAUUCAGCAUGGGGAGAAAGUGUCUUGCCAUAAGCUGUUAUAAUCUUAUUUGCACUUGUUGAGCCAAAAGUGUCGCUUUGUGGAGAAUAUCCCUAGAAAUCAGAUUAGAAAGUGUUUAAUGGGAAUUAGUUAUCAGCUUUUUAAUGGACAAAUACUACUUUUAUAAAAGCUAAGAUCUGAUUCAUAUGUUGACAAGGUGAACUGGAUUCAUUAAUUUUUAAUGUAUCUUUAAUAUUGAAUACUGUGAUAUUGUUCCUCCCACAAUAACAUCAAACUCAAAAUUAUUAUGGUUAUAUUGAAUUUUUGUCAUUUAAGCAGAUUUUAUGCAUAGAUCUUUGAUUUUAAUUACAAAAGCAAUUACUUAUUUGUAGUGACUAUGUUAAUUUUGCAAAUUUCUGGUUAAGUCACUAAUGAAGUACUGUGUUACAAAAUGUAUUUUUCCAUUUGACAACUGCAAUAGUCCAAGCUCAUUUAAAUAUGUUCAUGAAUAUUUGUUUGUUUCUUCAGUGUGUUUGCUUAAUGAGAUGGCUGCAAUGUUCCGCAAUUACAUUUUGAGAAGUGGAAGAAACUGUUUUUGUUAUGUUAGCAUAUGAGAUGUAUAUUAUAUGUAAUAAAGUUAUAUGUAUUGUAUGAUAGCAUAUAACGUGUCCUGAAUAUACAGUGCUACUGUUAUCAUAAGGCUCUUAAAGAUAUUUUAGUUACAUACUGGUGAUUGAGAUUCGUUCAGCCAAGAGAACCUCAUUCAUAUGUGUUUGUGUGUGAGAUAGAUAGAAAAUCAUACAAAACAUUUAUGUUCUAAAAGAGUAGGAAUAUUUUUAUACUUAAUAUUAAAGUCAGCUGUUAACUUUACAACUGGUAAAUCAUGUUCUAAAAAUUAUUUGCAGUGUAGAUAAUUGUUUAAAAUAUGCUUUGUGUAUUAAAUAGUUGUAUAUAUUUUGAUACUAAAAGUUUUCUUUAAAAUGCUGACAUUUUUAUUGAGGUUACAUAGCAAAUCAUUUAGUAUUCUUAACUAGCACAAAACUACUAUUUGAAUGUUCAGAAUAGAUUAGUCAUAGUAAUAGUAACAUUACUAAGUACAAACAAUUUUUAAAACAUUCUGGAACUAAACUUUUCUGUCAAGUCAAACAGAUAUUGUUAAAGCUGAUUAUGCUUGUUGGAAGAGAGUGUAGUUGAUGCAGGUUUAAUCACUCUCCUCUAGGGGACUUUUAAGAAACUAUGAACCAUGCAUCUAAAGAGCAGAUCCAGCAUUGCAUGCUUAUUGAAAAUGCCGGUUCAGUUGGAUUGUGUAUUUUUUUUCAGUGUCCACAUUAGAAAUAUGUAUAGACUGAAGUAUAAGAACUUUCCCAUAAACAGAUAAUGCAUUUCAGUCCAUUGAAAGAGGAUAUUGUCAAGUGCAUCUGUUGUUUUUUGAGCAAGCAACUUUAACAGUAAUUAGAUACAUAUAGCUUGAUAAUUGCCUUUUAAUGUUAUCAUUAAUAAAAACUGUGAUUUUAUAGCAUGCUCUGAUCCUGAGACUUGGAGUGAAGAAGAAAUAUUUUUAAUUCUCAAACAAACCUACGGGAGGCUAAAUGAUUUCCCACAGUUACUCAAGGAGUCUGUGGCUGGACUGAUUGCUACUGAAGUCCAGAUCCAUUACCAAGUAAAGAUUAGUUUGAAACAAGAAAAUAAAUUACUUUAAUAAAAAGGUCAACUGUAUCCAAUAUGCUUACUGAUUUGUUUCAGUAACCUAAUUUUGUUUAAACACCUAACCACCCUAGCUCCUGAUAACCGUCAUUGCUUUCUUGAUUGAGACCAUCUGCCAAAUAGCAACGCUUGCCAGAGAACUACCAAGCAGAGGUGGCAGUGGUGAAUAUUGGACCCAUGGAGAUAUAAGCGGCACUUCCAUAAAACAGUGAGUUGCAGUGGUGGGGUACUGCAGCAGAGGCAACCCCAAAGGGGGGUAUGACACCAAAGCAAGGGUUCUGCUUUAGGGAGGUGCUAGGGCACCACUCUUUCAGUUUUAGUGGCUGCAUGUGCCCAUUUGAAGGAUUCCUGAGUUGGAAUACAAAUCUUCUGAGUGUUGGGAUAGGACCUACACCUAUGACCAAGUGAAAGCUUGAUAAUGGAAUCCUUCAGCUAGGGUGGAGGAGUCAACUGGGAUCUGUUUACAGUAUGAGUGUUGGGUGGCUUGAGAGUAUGUGUGGUGGUUGUGGAAAUAGAAUGGGAUAGGAAUAGGCUUGAUGCAUUGACUGCUAGAAGGUGGUAGUAAGUGAUUGAUGAAAAUUUGGCUUAUAUAGACACUCUUGGGGAUUAUGAGCUGGUAAUGCUUCGAUGAGAUUGUGUUGAGUGCUUUUAUGUUGGUACGGUAAUCCUGUAUGUGUUUAACUGGAUAUUGAGAAUUAAUAUUGUAAGGGGUGGAUGGAGCAGAGUCAUGAUAGCUUCUGGGAUAUUCUGGGAGGUCAGUAGGCUUUCCUUGAUUCCAUUGCAUAGCUGCCAAGUUUUCCCUUUUCUCGUGAGGAAGCCUAUUCAGCAUAAGGGAAAAUACCUUAAAAUAAAGGAUAACUUGGCAGCUAUGUUCCAUUGGUUACAGGCAGAAGAAGUUAUGACACUAGAGAGCAGACAGGCCAUUUGCAGAAAAAGGUACACAGCCAUGUACAGACUGUGUCCCUUUCUGGUCUGUCCCUUAUCUCUUGUCUGCUAGUAGCUUGGUUGUUGGGCCUUCUGCUCUGACAAUAAAGCUGUUUAGCACCAGUUCAGUUCGCAAUAACACAUACCCGGUACUCACGAGGGAGUUAUUCUGGGAUGCGUUUCUGAGACAUAUGUGGGCUAGAUAUCAAGAAAGUUUGUUCACCUAUGAUGUGAACAUGCAAAAAAGGGUGGUGGUGGAAUCAACUACAUUCAACCCGAGGAAUAAUCCAAAAACAUGCAACACGUCUUUAAAAUACAAGAAGCUGACCAUAGUCAUGGGCUCUCAACUGUUACCACUUGAAAUCCCGAAUGGACACUUCCCUUUGAAGGGUGCUUAAAAACAGCAACACUCAUGUGCACACCCAUGACUUUCUACAGCACCAGCUGAAUUGGAUAAACACACAUGUGUGAGUUGGAGUUGUUAUAGUCCGUAUAAUUCAUUUAUCUGGCUAAGAAACCUCUCUGAUCUGGAAUGGGCUUUGAGAGCCUACUGUUUGGCAAUCAAGACAGACUGGGAUUGCUGCUCAUGCACCCCUAACCCUUCUGGACUAAGUUUGCUAAGGUGGUCUUGAAGUUGGUGUUGAAGAACUGUUACCUGUAUUCUGAGGUGUAAACAUCCAUUCUGGCUUCAUAACCUCCAUGACUGUCUGUCAUUGACACACAGAGAAGAUCACAUCCUCAAUCUUGUCUUUGCUUCAGGGCAGGUGGGAGUGAGAGUCUGGAAAUGGAGGGUGGUGUCCUGAUAACCCCAUUGUUAUGGCCAGACCAUUUCUUGGUAAGCUUUGAUCUUAUAUUACCAGUUCCCCCUUUCAACGAUAGGACCCCCAGUAAGAUCCACAGUGCAGCUAGAGGUACCUCAGCCCAAUGAGUCCCCAAAUGCAUGGUUUGUAUCCACCAUGAACUGUGCAUUCAUUAUUGUAAAGCCAAUUUUGUAGAACUCCCUUAUAGUUGAGAUCGAACAGGUGCCCUAUUGUUUUUCACAAUAACGGUAUAUUGAUUGGAGGUCUAUAAAUAUUUGUUACAAUCCAGUGAAUUCAGUCCCAAAUUCCAAUGGAAUUGGUUUAUUUUGGGGCACAAUAACUCUGUUUUGCAAUAUGAUCACUUGCAUUCUAUAGGGCAUAAAAGCCAACUAAAUCAUUGUGCAGGUGAAAUGGUUUCCACAAGUACAACAGUACUUCUCACUCUCCUCCCCCUACAACACCCUCUAAUCUGCUCCAGAGGGUUGAGGGAACCCCACAGAGCAGAUUUGGGAGGUAUUUGGGUGAAAGGGAAGGGAACUUCCAUUGCAUUAACAGAUGUUGUUUCAUUUUUGCAGUGAUUUAGUUGGGUUGAAGCCAUGAAUUGGAAUCCAGUUGGUGCCCCUCCCUUUCACUUGAUGAUGAAAGAGUCCCUUUUUUGCCUGAUGAAAGAUUGUCUACAUUAGUACACGGUCUUAGGGCAAAUAAUUUUGAUGUGUUCAUUAUGAUCAAAGAAAUGUGUGUAAUUUUGACUGGUAUUGUGUAAUAAAUGGAUGAAGUGAGUUUUCCAAGGCUUGAAGUCCUGCAAAGUCAGGAAGCUUGUUUAAGUUAACUUAGGCAAGUUUUUCCUCUCAACCUGUGUCAAAUGUUUCUGUGAGGAUAAAUGAAUUUGGGGCCCAGCAUCCUGAAAUUAAGUGACAAAUCUGAAUUGGGUUGACAUUCCCACUUAUCAAGAAGCUCAUUACAUAGCAUUUUUAUUGUUAGAUUAUUCAGCUAUGCUACACUAGUCCAAGUGCUUUCUAACUUGUAUGCUUUUUAAUGAAGGACAGUGAUAACAUCAUGUAUGCAUACAAAAACCUGAAAUCCUAGAUGUCUUUCAGCAGGAAUGGGACCUGCGUAUAAGAAAAUAGUUCAACAUUCACCACCAGAUUCACUAAAUAAACUGAAACCUGCUACUUCAACAGAAACAAAUGUUUUUAUCCAAGUUUUAUCAAACACAUGCCUCAGUAAGAAUUUAAAGGAAUCUGGUACUUAUAGCCCUUCUAAAAGUAUACAUGUGUCUGUGCAUUUGUAGAAAUACACUGUAAUUUUGUACCAUUCUAAGUGUUAGAUAAGAGAGCGAUCAAAUAUCCAUGCAACCUUUUCCAUGUGGUUACCUGCUCAGAUGUUUCCAUCUUCAUUACUAGAUUUUAAUGCCAGAACUAAUGUUAGUUGAAUAGUGAGCCUAUUCACAAAAAAGGUAUACAUGCUAAUUCUGAGUAGUGUGAGGUAUUAUUUUUUAAUGUUUUUAUUUUAUCAGUAUAUAACCCUUCAUCUGAAGAACACAUGGUGGUUCAUAACAUAAUAAUACAAAAUGACAACAAUACAUAAUUUUAAAAACCCACAGCUCUGCCUUCCACAAACACAUUUAAUCAGCUAAAGGACUGGUUACAGAGAAACAUUUUUGCCUGGGGUCCAAAGAAAUGUAUUGAAGGUGCCAGACUCUCUAGGAAGAGCAUUCCACAAAUGGGGAGCCACCACAGAAAAGCCCUGUUCUCGUGUUGCCACUCUCCAGACCUCACAUGGAGGAGGCACAUGAAGAAGGGCAUCAGAGGAUGAUCUCAGGGUCCAUGUCAGUUCGUAUGGGGAGAGGUGAUCCUUGAGGUAUUGCAGUCCCGAUCCAUUUAAGGCUUUAUAGGUAAAAAUCAGCACUUUGAAAUGGGCUGGGAAACUUACUGGCAGCCAGUGCAACCGGAACAGGAUUGUUGUAACAUGCUCAAAACUUCUUACCCUGGUGAACAACCUAGCCACCAAAUUCUGCAGCAGCUGAAAUUUCCAAUGCAUCUUCAAAGGCAGUCCAAUGUAUAAUACAGUAAUCUAACCUAGGGUUUACCAGAGCAUAGACAACAGAAGUUUGGCUAUUCCUGUACAAAUAGAGGUGCACUGGGCCAGUAGCUGAAACUGAUGGAAGGCACUCCACGCCACUGAGGCCACCUGAGCCUCAAGUGACAGCGGUGUGUCCACUGCUUCCAUCUGGUCUAGGGAACCACCCACUAACAUUGCCUCAGCCUUACCUGGAUUGAGCUUCAGUGAGUUGGCUCUCACCCAGUCCCUUAUUGAGGCAAUACAACAGUCCAGCACAUCCACAGUCACACCUGCAGAUGUAAAGGAGAAGUAGAGCUGUGUGUCAUUAGCAUAUUGCUGACAAUGUACUCCAAACUUUUGGAUAACCCCACUCAGUGCUUAAGGGUGGGGAUUGAAUCCUGAGGAACUCACAUUGAAAGUUUCAUGGGGCCAUAAGUAUCAUCUUCUGGAAACGACCAUCCAAGUAGGACUGGAACCAACACAAAGUAAUGCCGCCCACUCCCAACUCAGACAGCUGCUCCAUAGGGAUACCAUGGUCAAUGGUAUUGAAAGCCUGAUAGGUCAAGGAGAAGUAACGGGCACAUUUCCCCUGUCUCUCCUGACAGAGGUCAUUAUACAGAAUGACCAAAGCAGUUUCUGUGUCAAAAUUGGGCCUAAACUUCAAUUGAAAUGGAUCUAGAAAAUAAAUAUCCUCCAAGAGCAACACCUGCUCAAGAACCUUGACCAAGAAGAGGAGAAUGGCAACUAGCUGGUAGUUACUUAAGAUUUUCAAAUCCAGUGAGGCUUUCUUGAGGGGUGGUUUUACCACUGCCUCCUUCAAGCAAGCAAGGACCACACCACCUCGCAAGGAGGUUUGAAUCCCCUCCCUGACUCAGCCAACUGCCCCCUCCCUGCUAGUUUUUAUCAGCCAAGAGGGACAAGGGUCCAGAUUGCAAAUGGUUGCACUGACUGAUCCAAGCCCCUUGUUCACAUCCUCAAGCCUUACAUAUGAACUCCCUUGAGUUACAGACUUGGUUAUAAAACUUACAAAAUAUUUCAUAACUCUGUCUCUGAAUUUGCCAUAUAACAAGCGCUACCGAGACUAUAUGAUUCAAAUAAGAUAGUUGAUUGGAGUUUUGCAGAGCAGCUGAAGUCCAGCUUAAGUUUCACCAUUUGAUCACCAUCCUGUUUUACACAUACUGUACAAAAUAUAGAGGAAUUGAAUUUGUGCCUCAUAGAUAUUGUCUGCCACUGAUAUCUCUUCAAUAAUGGAAUAAACUAGCUCACAGAAUGUUCAAAUGGUUCUAUUAGUUUGCAAUCUGACAAUAUUUAAACUUGCCAACCAGAAUGUCGGCAGUUCAAAUCCCUGCGACGGGGUGAGCUCCCGUUGCUCAGUCCCAGCUCCUACCAACCUAGCAGUUCGAAAGCACGUCAAAGUGCAAGUAGAUAAAUAGGUGCUGCUACAGCGGGAAGGUAAACGGCGUUUCCGUGUGCUGCUCUGGUUCGCCAGAAGCGGCUUUGUCAUGCUGGCCACAUGACCUGGAAGAUGUACGCCGGCUCCCACGACCAAUAACGAGAGAUGAGUGCUGCAACCCCAGGACUGGACCUAAUGGUCAGGGGUCCCUUUACCUUUAUCUGACUGGGGUUGGUACUUGAUUGCAAAAGUCUGUGAUUAACAUAACCUGCAAAUUAGUGUCUGCCAGCUAAGCAUAUGCUCAACCUUCUAAAACAGCUGCCAAGACAGUUGGCUAUUUUGUUGCUUUGAUAAGCUUGUACCAUUUAAGCAAAAUGCACACUUGGAACUUGCUGGUAUUAAUAGCAAGUGCUAAAAGCACCUCCAUGCCCUGUCUUUUACAGAUGUGAGUGCUGCAAGGGCAUGAGGCUGCACAUUUUCCACAGUGAUGCCCACGUAGUGGAACACUGCCAGCUAAGGUAUACCUGUCCUCAUCUCUGUUAGAUUUCUCUUGGUGGGUUAAAUUAUUAUUGAGAGUGUUUACUGAUGUCUGAAAACUGCUAUCUAUCCUUGAUUUUGUGUGGAAUCUUGCCUAGUUCUGUUUAAUUCAAAAUCUCUUUUUGUUUAGACAGCUUUAUUUUUUAUUUAUGGCUGUAUACCACUUUGCUGUUUUUUUGGAGGCAACAACAAAUGUAACAAAAGCCAAGUUUUUUUCUUAUUGCUUACAGUUCACCACUUACCUUGAAAAGUAGCAACAAUGGGAUGAGGGUGGGGAGUGGUGAAAUGUAGAUUUACUCUUUGACUAGUGAUGUUUAUAAAUCUUUCGGUGGGUAAUGGAAAGAUAGUGUGAUAGUAGUUUUGGGUAUCAAAGGACCUUGCAGACCAGAUACCUUGUUUGGCAUGUAGGCACCAUAACAUCUUACAGAAGUAUCUACUGUAGAUACUGUAGUUAGCUCAAUAAGCAAAUUACAAUAAACUUAUUUAUGGCAAUAUUUUAUGAAUUACUUCCCAUAAUUGCUUCAUUGAGACCACAGAAAUUAUUAAGAGGGUGCUGGUGUCAAUAUCUGGUGCUUGCCGUGCUUUGUGCCUGGAUAUCUAUAUAGGUUGUCAUCCUCCCUAGUGUUGUUCUCUAAUAUUUAUUUCUUAUUUAAAGCAUUUUUAAAACCAGAUAUUCAGCCAAAAGAGCUUACAGAUCAAUAAAAAAAUUUCAGGCUUACAGUCUUAAAAGAUGUAGUACACAAGGGGGGUGAGAAAGAAAGAGGGUGAAAAAGCAAACCAAGGGACCCCUUCACCUUAAGAGUCCCCCCCCCAAAAAAAACACAACUUAAAAUAAAACCCUACUUGGCUGGGAUGGAAGCAGUUCCAGGAAGGGAGGAACUGAAAUGAUCUGAGGUCUCCGGAUUGCUUAAGGAAUGGUAAGUGGUGUUGCUUCCCAUGUGUAUUCGUAAGUUUUGAGAAAUAGGGGGUAUAAGAAUAAGUCAUACUUGAAAUAGACCUGUUGAAAUCAAUGGAUUUAAGUUCAUCAUAACUAAAGUCAGUUGUUUUCAAUAGCUCUACUUAAACUGUGACUUAGUCUGAUAAUACCAAUAGUGAUUAAAUAGAGGAUUGUAAGAGACCUAAGGCAUAUCAGAUCCAACAUCCUGUUUUUGUAGUGGUCAAUGAGAUGCCAAGGGAAGCCUGCAAGCAUAACCUGAGUGCAGUAGGACUCAGCACUUAAGCUCCCUACCAACAGGUAUUCAGGGCAUGUUUCUUCUGCCUCUGGAGGCAGUAAAUAGCCAUCAGGGCUAGUAGCUGUUGAUAGUCUUAUCUCCAUGAAUUUGCUUAAUCUUUAAAAGGCAUCACUGCAUCUUGUGCACUGUAUGAAGAAGUGCAUGCAUCGUUUCAUCCGUCCUGAAUCUUCUAACGUUCCCCUUCAUUAGAUGGCCUUUGGUACUAUGAAAGAGAGGGGUUUUCUCCCUGUCCGUUUUCUCCACAUCAUACAUGAAUCUGUAUACCUUCUAUUAUGUCCCCCUUUACUCACCUUUAUACCUUUUGUUAGUAGUUCUAGAUCCUUGAUCAUUUUGGUUGCUCCUAUCUGUAACCUUUCCGACUCUACAAUAUCCUUUUUGAGGCGAAGUGGCCAGAACUGUAUAUAGGAUUCCAAGUGUAGUUGUACCAUAGACUGUGAUAUUAGCAGCCCCUUUCCUAAUUAUCCCUAAGGUGGAAUUCACCCUUUUUCAUAACUGUUACACACUGGUUUGGCAACUUCAUUCCAAAGUCUCAUUCCUGAUCAGUUGCCACCAAUUCAGAUGUCAUUAGCAUAUAUGUGAAGUUAGGAAUUUUGUAUCACCUUAUACUUAAACUGAAUUGCAUUUGCCAUUUUAAUGCCCAUUCUUCCAGAUUGGAGAGAACAUUUUGGAGCUACUAGCAGUUUCCUGCUUUAAUUAAACCAUUAAAGGAUGCCUCUGCUGAGACACUAGCUGCAUUCCACCCAAAGUUUUUAAGAGUGGGAACUGUUAGUUAAGUUCAGUCCUAAGUUUGGAUGUUAUUGGCAUGAAUUUCUAAACUUUUAAGAAACAAGUCUAGACUUCUUUGCCACUUCCCUAGCGAUAGUAUAACUUGUGAGGAUUAUCUAAUACAAGUUGAGUGAAAAUACCACUUUUGUCAAUUCUCUUGGCACUGUUAUUGAGACUUCUGAAAGAAAAGCACUACACUUUUCUGUAUUAUCAGUGGUACUCCUUUUUAGAUCAUUAGCACACAUGUACAUUUUAGGACUUCUUAACAUCUAACUCCCACAAGCUUCUAUCAAUAAACUUAUAUUUUAAUGUGCUAUUGUGCUUGUGUGAGAAAGUAAGAGUCCAGGGUAUAUAGGAUAGCAGCUGCCAUAAUUUCAGUUGAUUUUCAGUCUCUGGAUUAGUUCAUUAGGUUACUUUGACCUGCAGAUCUAGUCUGCUCACAGAUCAAGGGAAAAUAUGAAUGCAUAAAUACUGAAGUGUAUGUAAGCACACGAUGAAACUGUAGAAAACUGUAGUACUUACGUAGUAUGGAAUUAAGGUAAAGGUAAAGGACCCCUAAAUGGUUCAGUCCAGUCAAAAGCAACUAUGGGGUAUGGCGCUCAUCAGGUGUCAUAUCUAUUUCCACGCUUGAGUGAAUGUAUAAGCACCAUGGCUCUUUCCUGAAACUAGGCUAUGCCAUUCUAGCAUAACUGAUUCUGAACUAUGGAUGCAAAUAUUAAGUAAGCAUCAGUAUCUUUUUUUAAAUGUAUCUGAACUUGCAUUCAGCAGGGCAUGUAUAAAACAUCAGGGGUAACAUAAAAUCACAUACCUUUCUGCUAAUUGCACAUUAUUUGACAGUUGUGAUGACACAUCCAUAGGAAAUAUGGGCUUGAUACCAUAUUCACUUUUAUGUGCACCAGUUUUUAAAAUAGAGCUGUACAAUUCCCCUGCAAAUUAAACGCAUUGUGGGUUUUUUUGAGGGGAAGCCUAUUGAAUGGAACAGCUUACCUGCCAAAACUUGUCCAUCAAAAGGAAUUUCACACUAAACUACUAUAUUUGUCAUUUGUUUGGCCAACUAAAAGCACAGCUGGAGAUCACAUUAUAUUGUCCAGUUACUUUAUGCUAAAGCUCUGUGGGGACAGUAAGCAGUCAGAAAGAGUAUGAAGAUGUAAUAGUAUCAUGAAGAUGUAAUAGUAUCUAAUGGUAUAAAACUUUAAAGUGUGGUGCUGGUUCAGUCAUUCUGUCUUUAUAUUCUGUCUCAUGUAAAUGGAUCUUGGUUUUCUAUAUGUAUAGGAAUUGGUCUGAAUUAUUGACCCAGGGUAUGCCUGAUCCGAGUUAGUAAUCACAGAAGCUGGUGGCAGUGAUAAGUGAAGAUUUCUGCUCUGUGCUAAAACAGAGAGACAAGAGUUUGCAUUCUAAAUCAGGGGAAAUUAUUUCACACAGUGGUAAAGCUGGGGAAAUUAAGAUAGCUAUGCCAUGAGGUUGAGACACCUUUCCCCAUUAUGAUUUAUAACUAGCCUCUGAUGCUAUUGACCACCAUUCUUUCUUCACCCACCCACCUGAGUACUACUAGUACUUAUUUCUGUACUUCUUCUCUGUCAUCGCUUCCCCUUCUGGUUUCCAUUGUGGUCAUCCGGGGUUCUGUUUUCAGCACUUUGCCUUCUUUGGGGUCAGUUUUUCAAUUCUUUAAGUGGGUUCCCCUCUUCUGAUCCAACAAGCAGCUACAUGUAGACUUGUGAUAGCAGUGUCCUCUGAGAGUUUCAUGAGGUUUGCAUGUGCAGAGUAAGGCAAAGUGAGCAUGUGAGCCCUGGAAGAAAGAGGCAGGGAAAGAUGGCCCAAAGCAUGGAGGAGUGUGACACCUUGCAGAGAAUAUGACUUUGCAUGUAGCAAAUGCCCUGCUCUGAAGUCUGUAUGAAGAGUUUUCCCAUGGAAAUUAAAUGAACUGUACCACCUCUGCCCAUGAACUCCAUUCACAUUAUGACCUUGCCCCAGAAGUGUCACCCAUGGAUAUGUGCUUACUUGCCACACACACACACUUCAUCAGGUCCCCUCCUACCAGUAUAAGGUCUCCUUGCUGGACCCUGACUUGCAAACAACAAUGCCACUUCCUCUAUGAUUCUCAUAACUGGCCCGCUUCCAGCCACGCUCUUUUAGCCAUACUCAAAACAUUGCCAAAGUCUUUUCUGGAUAUCCACCCCCUUAGUAUUUAUUCUUUAAUUUUUUGCCAUGUAUGUAAAGCUGAAUGCACACAAGUUAAAUGUGUGUAAGUUGAGAGCUUUAGCGUACAUGUUGUUGCAUUUUUGUGGUCAAUUACCAGGUCUCCAUUAGGUACAAAAAAGAUAAAGUAGCAGUGCUAUUUGGGGGGGGGGGGCAGAGGGCUUUUCAGUGGAAAUGUAAAAAUUAAAACAGAAGAUGUCUGCUGAAUCUUUAUUGGCAGAGCAUUCUAGAACUGUGUCAGUGCAGUUUCUUAUUGCUGUCAGGUGAGCUUUACCAUCUUUGGGAGGUGACUAACAAUGCUCUUGCAGAUGAACUCGGUGAUUGAGCUGAAAUAGAAGUUACCCUGGAUCUGUCAAGUUGUUCAGGGCUUUGCAAAUCAAUGAACAUGAUGUAGUAGUAGCUAGUGAAAAUGUUUUAACAGUGGUGUCACGGUGUCGGCCAUGCACCCCUAUCUGUAUGGGCUGCCAAAUCAGGAGCCUCCAAAGCAGCCCUAAGGGCAGCCCCAUAUAGAAUGCAUUACAGUAAUCCAGCCUUUAGGUUGCCAACACAUAUAAUGGCAGUGGCUGCCGAGACCACAUAACACCAGUUCUGAAAGACCUACAUUGGCUCCCAGUAUGUUUACGAGGACAAUUCAAGUGUUGGUGCUGACUUUUAAAGCCCUGAAUGGCCUCAGCAGUAUACCUGAAGGAGCAUCUCCACCCCCAUCGUUCAGCCCAGACACUGAGGUCCAGCGCCGAGGGCCUUCUGGCGGUUCCCUCACUGCGAGAAGCAAAGCUACAGGAAACCAGGCAGAGGGCCUUCUUGAUAGUGGCGCCCGCCCUGUAGAACGCCCUCCCAUCAGAUGUCAAGGAAACAAACAACUAUCUGACUUUUAGAAGACAUCUGAAGGCAACCCUGUUUAGGGAAGUUUUUAAUGUCUGAUGUUUUAUUGUAUUUUUAAUAUUUUGUUGGAAGCCGCCCAGAGUAGCUGGGGAAACGCAACCAGAUGGGAGGGGUAUAAAUAAUAAAUUAUUAUUAUUAUUAAUGUAUCACUGUGCAAGAAAAGCUGUAGCUGGUGAACCAGACAGAACUGGUAAAAGGCAUUUUUGGGUGCUGAUACCUGGAAGGUGUAAAGUUUCCUCAGCCCUCUGCGAUGGAAUUUUAUUUUAUUUUUAAAGGACUAGACACGAGAUGUGGAUGUACUGCAGAUCAAGAGUUCUGAGUUCCCACUUGCCUGUGAGCUGCUACAUAUCUAGGCAAGUGGUUAUUUACAUGUCUGGCUUGAAAGGUGGGUGAAGGUUUUUUAUUUUUAUUUUUUAUGUUUUUGCUUUAACAAACUUUUAUUAGAUAUAUAUUCCAGUAUUCCUUAGGAUGAUUCCUUUUAUGCUUACAAAAAUCUAGUCAGGUGUGUUAGAUCAAAAAAUGGGCACAAUAUUUCAUUCUUUAAAUGGACCACAGAACUGAUUUAGAGAUUGUAUUCUGGUCUCCUUCGUCCAAGCAUGACACAUCAUAUCAUGAUGCCUUUUAGGGCCUCAUCCACACCUCCAUUUGCCUUGCUGCUUUCCCACAGGGAAACCCACAGUUUACCACUGUAUCAGACCAAAUUGCAAUUGGGUGUUCUGUGGAUUGUUGUUUGUUCCAAUUCAGCAGUCGAGAGUGUUUUUUCUAGGCGAACGCUGGGGGGCAAACACACAGCCAUUCAGACCCAUGCCUAGAAAUCACAGGACCAGCAGAAUACCACUCAGAUCGGCCCCAUGUUUUUUAGACACAGAACAAAUGGACGAGCUCUUAGUCACAUUUAUAAUUAUAGGUGUGUUCCCAUGUUUACAAGCUGGGAUGGCUUAUGCUUCCCAGAAGUGGGAAUGCUAUAAACCCUACCAGUCCUGUCAAGCUACCCCUAACCACACCUUUACGUGGACCUUUUUUUACUAUUCUACCGCAGCUCUGCUAAUUGAAGGUUCCUCUUAUCAGCCAUAAUAUUUAAACCCACAUGUUCAGAGACAGUAUAACUCUCCAUACUGGAUGCUAGGGACACUUGCAGGUGGGAAAUAUAAUCAUAUUCAUGUCUUGAUUGUGAACAGAAGCACCUGGCUAGUCACCAUUGAAAACAAAGCUGCGCUAGACUUCACCUGAUCUAACAAGUCUGUUAAUACUCUUAUGUUGUGGGUUGUUUUGGAAUAUUUUGAACAGGAAAACUUUCUGGUUCUAUAAACUAACUGGCGUUUGAUCCAGUCCGUUAAAAACAAAACAAAAAAACCCUGCAGAAAUAUGCCUUAAUGAAUAUGUCCCCCCCAAAAAUAAACUGAAAUAUUUGAUUAAGAAGCAACUUCAGUAAUAUACAGGUGUCUCCCAACUUGCGCACAAUCAGCACGUGUGCUCCUGCUGACACACGUGCCAAAAAUGGUGACGACAAAGGUCAGGGCAGAACGGGGGAUCCCCACUUGUGUGCGUUCUGGAACAGAACCCCCAUGUAAGUGGGGAUUCCCCUGUAGUUGUAAAGUUAUAUCCAGACAAAGUGCAAGUGUCAUUGGGGGUGAGGGAAAUGAUUUUUUAAAUAUGAAAUGACAACUUGAUAGCAUCCACUUCAUUUUACAAUGGUAUCAUUUUGAGAAAGAGAAAAGGGCACUGUGUUUUUAUCUUGAUAACCAAAUUUAGGAGGAAACUCACAAAACAGUUUUUCUUUUUCCUCUUCUCACUGUAGUUCCUUACUAUAGCUAGUUGGUAGAACAGGAGACUCUUAAUCUCAGGGUUAUGGGUUUGAGCACCACAUUGGUCAAAAGAUUCCUGCAUUGCAGGGAGUUGGACUAAAUGACCUUCGGAUUCCCUCCUAACUAUAAUUCUGUGAUUCUCUGAAAAGCCUGUCCAGAGGACUGGGAUGUCUCCUGAAUAGUAGCUUAAGGGGAUUGCUUUUUGCAGUCUGUGCUGGUGCCUGAUAGUAGUACUACACCUGCAAAAAUCUUUAAAAAAUCAACACUUUUAUCACAGACACGUGUGUGUUGAUGACCUUUCGCCAUUAUCUAAAUGUUGGCUUUGAUGCAAUGUGGGGAAACCCAACCAGAUAGGCAGGGUAUAAAUAUUAUUAUUAUUAUUAUUAUUAUUAUUAUUAAGCACGCUAAAUAUGUGCGAUGUAUUAACAAUAAUACAUUGCUAACUUGAACAUAUAAAUUGUAUUUGAUGUGUGAAACUUCUUUUGUAAAUAAUUAUUAAUAAAAAUGUACUGGAAUAAGUAUUACCUUUUGGUCUUCAUGUGUUCACCCUAAUUAAACAAUUUUGAUAUGAAACCUAGAAUAGGAACAUCUGUCUGAAUGGAAGUGUUCGCUUUGAUAAGUGUUGUUUUCAUUCUUCUAUUUUAAGUUUGGGAAGAGAGAAUACGCUCUCAUAUCGUGCAUAACUUAUUCUUGACAAUCAUACACAAUAUCAAUGCAUAAAUGUUGAACAGUAUCUCUUUUGUAUAAAGUGAACAAUAAUAGAGAAUUCAACAGUAACACUAUAUUUUUAUUUGCUUUCUUGAUUGUAUUCCAAAAUUUCCUAGCCCAUCCCCAGUAGAAAUAAAUAAGUUAUUUCUUUUAGUACUUCUAACAUUUCCCAGGCAUUGUCUGCUCUGUUUUGUGUUACUUCCUAUUAAAACUGUUUAGAUUGCAUGUUAUAGUUUUAUAUUUUAUGAUUGUAUCUAUGGUGGGAUGACAAUUUUUGGUGAGAGUCUGAGGUGGGGUUGUCAAACAUGGUUAGGUGAGGCUGCAGGAUUUAGGCAUAAUUACAAACCAUAGUUAAAAACAAAUCAUCAUUCAUAUGCCAACAGCAAACCAUGGCUUUUCAUCAUGAUUUGUUGUCUGGAAACAAACCAUAGUUAGUUUGCUGGGCAUGCUUCGGAUGGUCGAACAAAUCACACUUUGCCUAUAUAAGCCAUGGCUUAGUGUUGUGUGUGAAUAGGCCUUUGAAACUAAUAUUUUCAAGUUCAUUUUAAAGCUAAUAGAUCAUUGUCCAACAUGUCAAAAGUAACAUUGUUUGUAUUGUGAAUUUGUUCUCUCUAAUGUAAAUGGAUUGAGUAAUUGUUUUCUUUGUAUUAUUAUUCCUACAGUUUAUUACCAGCCCUUCACCCAAAGUCCCAGGGCAGGUUACAACAAUUAAAACAUCCUUAAUUUUUUUAAAAAAGAAUUUGAAUUUGAUCCAGGCAUAGUCCUGCUAUGUGUACUGAGUAGCAUAUUGCAAUUCAUACUUGCAGACUAGGGAGCAAGUUAUGUAUAAGUACAUGUAAUGGCUGCCCUUCAUCCCUUUUCAUGACUGGAAGCCAUGAUUGGUGAAGAGUGCUUAACCAUUCUUCUAACUGAUCCUUCUUGAUUCAAAUCAAAUGCAUGCAUGCACUCACACCUCAAAGUGGAACUCAAACACAUGUACUCUCAUCUUUGGGGUUAUUUGGCUUAUGGUACUGCUGUUGCUUGUGGAAUUACUACCUUUUGUAAUUCACCAUUAUCAGUUACGUGCAUUAAAUUAAAAGGUAAUGGUAAGAGCUGGUAUGCAUUGACCAUUGUAAAGCAUGUUGAUUCCAUGUGCAAAGGACUGGAAACAAGUGAGUGAAUCAAAGGGAAGGAGCAGAACAGGGAAUGAAGACGCAAACAAGAAGAGUAGUGAAGAUUGAUUACACCUGACUUAUCAUCCCUCUUGGUUCUCAUGUAAUGGCAGUAUCUCACAGAACAUACUUCCUCUGGGCACAUUCAGUUACUCGGAUCCUAUAUGCAGAACUGUUCCUGGUGCUGUUAGUUUGCUGAAGACUAGAAGAUUGCAUGCAGCCAGAAAGAGGAGUGUACUGUUGGGCAACACUGUUGUCUGAGCACCAUGUGUGGGAGAAGACUAUAUUAGCUUUCUAGUUUAUAUCCUCUUCUGACUUGCUGUCUUCUAGUCCUGUCUAGAGACAAGAUAUGUUCUCUGCAUGCAGAAAAUCUGGAUCAUGAUUACUGUUAAUUAUUGUUAUAUACCAUAAGAAGUAUGAGCACAGGCUAUUUUUCUUUCCCAUUGACAUCUAGUUUUCUGAAGUCAACCUCUUCACUAAUGUCUAGCCCCUUCUUCUUUGUUUUUCAGAUCAACAAAAAUGGGAAGCACUGGAUUCUGGUUUGCUCCUAGACAUGUCAGUGGAACUGGUUAAGACCAAAAUCUGAAGGUUUUUCUUCGUUAUCCAUCACCAGGUGUGCACUGAACAGAGGCUACCAUAAAUCUGUUUUGAGUAUGAACACCUUUUAAAAUGUCCCCUUUUGCUUUCUUUAACGACCACAUGAAACUUGAGAAGCCAUCUAAAGCUAAAUCAUUUAGUGGAGUUGGGCAAUUCCCAAGUGUCCAACAAGAAGGCCUGGUUUAGGCUGCGAUGGCCACUGUCAUUCCUGGUGAUUUGUCAGAAGUAAGAGAUACCCAGAAAGUCCCUUCAGGGAAACGUAAGCGUGGUGAAUCCAAACCAAGAAAAAACUUUCCUUGCCAACUGUGUGACAAGGCCUUUAACAGUGUUGAGAAAUUAAAGGUUCACUCAUACUCUCACACAGGAGAGAGGCCCUACAAGUGCACACAACAAGACUGCACCAAGGCCUUUGUUUCUAAGUACAAAUUACUAAGGCAUAUGGCUACUCAUUCUCCUGAGAAAACCCACAAGUGUAAUUAUUGUGAGAAAAUGUUUCAUCGAAAAGAUCACCUAAAGAAUCACCUACAUACACAUAAUCCCAAUAAAGAGGCCUUUAAGUGUGAAGAAUGUGGAAAGAACUACAACACGAAGCUUGGGUUUAAGCGUCACCUGGCUUUGCAUGCUGCAACAAGUGGUGACCUCACCUGUAAAGUAUGUUUGCAGACAUUUGAAAGCACAGGGGUGUUGCUGGAGCACCUAAAAACUCAUGCAGGCAAAUCAUCAGGUGGAGUGAAGGAGAAAAAGCACCAGUGUGAACAUUGUGAUCGUCGGUUUUACACCCGAAAGGAUGUCCGAAGACACAUGGUAGUGCACACUGGAAGAAAGGACUUCCUCUGUCAGUAUUGCGCACAGAGAUUUGGCCGGAAGGAUCACCUAACACGGCAUAUGAAGAAAAGUCACAACCAAGAACUUCUGAAGGUCAAAACGGAGCCAAUGGAUCUACUAGACCCAUUUACUUGCAAUGUUUCUGUGCCUAUAAAGGACGAGUUACUUCCAGUGAUGUCUUUAUCUUCCAGUGAACUGACAUCAAAGCCAUUUACAAACACUUUGCAAUUAAAUCUCUACAAUACUCAGAUUCAGUCCAUGCAGAGCUCAACAUCUGCACACCAAAUGGUUGCCACAUCAUUACCUUUAGGAAUGCCUUGUCCAAUAGAUAUGGAAUCUGUCCAUCCUUCUCACCAGCUCUCUUUAAAAUAUCCACUCAGUUCUACCUCAUAUACAGUUUCUAUGACUGAUAAAGAGCAGCCAUUGAAAGGGGAAAUUGAAAGUUACUUAAUGGAACUGCAAAGUGGUAUGCCUUCUUCAUCCCAAGAUUCUCAAGCAUCUUCAUCUAAAUUAGGGUUGGAUCCUCAAGUAGGGCCACUAGAUGAUGGAUCUGGGGAUGUUUCCCUUUCGAAAAGUUCAGUUUCUAUUAGUGAACCUCUAAGCACCCCAUCACUGGACUUCUCUCAGUUAUUCAAUUUUAUACCAGUAAAUGGACCUCCUUUUAAUCCUUCUGUUUCUGUAGGAAAUCUUGGAAUGAGUUACACGCAAGAGGAAGCACAUUCAUCUAUGACGCAGCUUCCUCAACAGGCACAAGAUCCACAUGACCCUGGUAAUGGUAUAGGUCUUGGGUCUUUGCAUUCAUUAUCAGCAGCUUUCACAAGCAGUUUAAACACAACCACAACAUUACCACGUUUUCAUCAAGCUUUCCAAUAGGGUGAAAAAUUGCCUUGUGACAAGUUUAUUUGUAGAAAUGCCUUAGAUUACUUUUAUUAAUGUAGUGCCUACUACGUUAUUUGUAAAUCUACUUUUGUACAGUACCAAUCUCAUUAAGCCAGUAUGAAAUUCAAAUUAACUUUUAAAAUAUUUUGAAUGUGUUCAUUCACAGUUGUUUACUGUUUUUUUAAAUCUCUAUUCUCACUGCCAACAGACCCACACUUAAAAAAGGAAAAGGAAACCAUUCCCACUAAAAGUUAUGUAUCCCUUGUUUAAAGUUUCAUUAAGAUCUGAUAAUUCACUUUGUCAAUGGAAUUGUGGCUAUUUUGAUACUUUCAAGACUAGGAACAAAACAUUACUGUUAAUACAACUAAGUUUGUGAAAAAUUCAGAAUAUUUUUGCCUUGUUCAUGAACUGAAAAUCAUGAUUUAUAAAUAAGGAAAUGUGUUACUCUUGUUUGAAAAAGUUUUUAUGUGUAGUCUUCUUCAAAGGUCUGAAGGACCUACCACUUACGCUUAAAUAACUUCACAAGAAUAGAGAGGAAGAAACCUCUCACUUAAGUGCAAUCUCAAAGUAUUAUAAUUUGGUAAGAAAGUUAUGCCUGAUUGGGAAGUUUUAAAAGAGACAAAAUGUAAGAGCUGACCUUCAAAUAAAAAUAUUGGGUGUAUUCAACUAAGUUUUUGCUCAGAGUAGACUCUUUGAAAUUAUAGAAAUUAUAGUUAGGUCUAUUAGUUUCAGUAGGACUAUUUUGAGUCAAAUAUGGUUGAAUACUACUCACUGGGUAUCCAAUGAGUAUCCAAAGUAUCCAAUGCUUUCUGCUCACUGAUGAAAGGAAUCCAUCAGCAGAAUGGAGGAGGGAGGCAUCUUGUGGGGGAGGAAGUGAAAGGAGAAUGUUAGCCGCUUUGAGACUCCUUCGGGUAGUGAUAAAGCGGGAUAUCAAAUCCAAACUCUUCCUCUGUGACAGUUUCCCCUCUCCCCUGAACUCCCCUGCACCCCCACCCCACCCCCAUCUGUGCCAGACCCUCCGGACCAGAUUUACAGUAACCAUUGUGGGCAGUAGAAGGAGGAAUUGCUAACAAGUGCCUUCUUCCAGUUCUGCUGACUAAUUCCUUCAGUAAAUAAGCAGAAAGUAUCAAAUAAAAUCCAUUUUAAUGUUACCUUUUCCAUAAUCUUUUUUAGCAGUCUCAUCAGAAAGAUAGGGUGAAGUCGAGACAGAAAGUUUUUUUAUAUGAUGUCGAUUUGAUGUUUAGUUUGCAGUCAAAAAAUGAAUGUAAACUGGCAAAUACAUGUUUCCAUAUUAUCAUUGGAGCGGAUCUCUUGAGUUGUAUUUCAUGGUGUGUAAUGUCACCCUAAGUAACAACGCAGAUGGUAAUCACACUUACCACGCCUGGGUAUUUGGCAAGUGAUUUUUCUCACUGCCAAUAAUUAAUAACAGGACUCUUAGGAGUGAAGUAAAAGCAUAUUGCUUAUGCCACUUUUACCUAAUAUAAAAGGGUGUCUGGGAAAACUAACAACAAAAUGGCUACUCAUGCUGUAUAUCAAAUUGCUGUUCCUUUUCAAAAUGCCCUCUUAUAUUCCCUACCCCAAUAACCAAAAGAGGGGGAAACUGUGAUAUAUAAAUGCAAAAUGUAGUUUUGCUGUGACUUGGUAACAUUCUAUUCCUUGGCAUAAUUAUCUCCAAUUAUUUGUGUAAAUGAAUACAAGGUUUUAAGUGGUUGACCUUAAUAUACUUCACAGAAACAAAAGUUGCUCCCAUUAAGGAGCUUUGGCUCCCAAUAUUUGUAUCAUUAGUUCCUACUUUUUUAUCGUAGGAACAAUAUGCAGGUGUGAUUUUACUAUUUUAUACUGAUGUAUUUAAAUUUUAUUACUGAAUGGUAACUUUUUAUAAAUGUUUAUGUUCCAAAGGCAUUAAAAAGGGGUGUAUUAAUAAGGAAAAUACAGUUUCAAAAUUCUGCAAGCUGCUCCAAUAUGCUGGGAGAAGACUUUCUCAAAGUAGACUUUAGCUCUGCUGCAUGAUUGCUUCCUUUAGUUUCUAUGAAACAGGUUGCUUAAAUACAGCUUUAGUGGAAUGACUUGUUCAAUAUUGCUUUCCAGCCUUUUAGCACCAUCAUUUUAAGGGAGGGGAGAGGAGCACAUCAGAAGAAAAUUGGAAACAUUACAAACUUACUUUGUGUCCAAAUGACAAAGCAAAUAGAAAAUUGUUUAAUUGUGAUUAUGAUUAGUAGUAGUAGUAGAAAGGACGGAAUUACUAUCUCUUGAAAGGAGUCAUGUCCUAUGAGAAAAGUAUACCUCCUUCCAUGAUGUUUCGGUAGAUGUUGGAGCAAUUCAACACCUUUCAGAAUCGGUACCUGAGGGACUGGCCUUCUCUGUCCCAUUUUUUUCACACACUCAGUAGUUUUUUGUGUUAAUGGGGAAACACCAGCAGGUGACUAUUUGAAAAAGCUGUUCACCCAUUUCAGAAGUGAGUCGAACUAGUUUUAACCUUUCAUUUUCUAAUAGAGCCUUACCACUACAUUGCUUAUGGUGUUUGACAGGGGUGGUAUGUACAAAGCAUGUCAUGACAAUAUUAUCUGUUUUCAGUGUUAGUUGCUGGUUAACUUGGUUUUUUAAAAAAUUUUUUUAAAAAAACUAGUUUUUCCAGUACUCCUUAAUACAUAUGAAGGCUCCAUGUUGUUACGGCAGUUCCCUCAGGUUGUAAAAUGGGAUUAAUUAGAGACACAGGUGCACUUCAAGUUAUAGUAGUAGGGACCUCUGACAAGAUAUUGAACCUCAUUCAGUUCGUAUUUCAGCAGAUGGCUACACCUUGUGUUUCUGUCACUGAAGUAAGGUGUAGGAGUAUAUGGAAGCAGAAUGACAGCGUAGGCAAUAUUUACACAUUAGUGCUUUAUGACUAUCAUUUAGGCAAAGUCAUUAUUGGCAACUUAAAACUGUCAAUGUUAAAGCCUAUUUUGUAGUUACCAGGUUAAUUCUUAAGGGUGGGGUGUGGUGUGUGCUGGCUGAUCAUGCACCACACUUUGUGCAACUUCUAAACUUCUGCUAUGGAUUAAAAAAAAUAUUAUAUAUAUAUAUAUAAUUUGCUUGUGUUUAUUAGUAGUGAAUUGUGGAAUAGAGUGAUUUAUUCAUUUGGCAGUAGAGGUUUUCAAAAACCAUAUACUGACUAAAAACAUGAGCCAGACCUGAUUGCUUUAUUAAGCUAAUAAUGAAUGUUAAGAGUACAUAUUUUCAGGAUUUUUGCCUAGUGAGCUCUAUGUAUUGUAGGCUGUUUCUCUUGUUGUUUUUUAACUAAAGCUCGAUCAACUUCUGUGUUACACAUAAUACAAGAUAUAGCACUUUCAAAAAAAAGAAAAAAAACCUAAAUCUUAUAAAAGAGAAUUUCUUACAGGUUAUGCUUUCUAUUAUUAAAAAAAACUUUUAUUAUAAUUUUUCAAGUGCCAUUAGAUGACAUAUGUGGGCCUUUUGGUAUAAUGCUUUGGGUACAGAAUGGUAAACAUUGUAACUUUUAACAGGUACAUCUUAAAAGUGUUUUUGUAUCAAUUUGCUAUAUUGCACAAAACCAGUGUGUCUUUUUAAAGGGUUUUUACAGUGGAUUCCUAGGUUUACAUGUUUCUACUGCAGUCUUCUACUGCCAUUUCAUACCAGUCCAAAAAUUGAAUAGUCAACAAUAGUUAAGUGUAUACUCUGAAAUCUUAGAGGUUGCAGUCAUGUGCCCACUAAUGCUAAGUAAGUCCCAUACAUUUCAGUGGGAAUUACAUGUGUGAAAUUAGGCACAGGAGCACAGUCUUAUAGCUCAAUACUAUGUGUAUUUUACUCGGAAGACCCACUGAAUUCAAUGGAAUUUACUUCCAAGUAAGUGCAUGUAGGACUGUAACCCUCAGAACAUUUAAGAUGCAGUAUUUGAAAGAUUUUCCCUACCAUAGCUAUGCUGCUGCUGGAAUUCAACAUAGGGUUGGUCCUGUGCCUUUUAGUAUAAAGAGAAGACUUAAGCUCUUAAUUAUUUGUCUCAUACACUGGUUUAGCAGCUUAAAAUAACGUGCCUCUUAGUAAUAAAAUCUAUACAUUGUUUGCUAUGAAGUAUGCCAUGUAGGUUCAGCUGCCUAUUUGCAUUCUGUCAUAUUACAAUGAAAACAGCCACUUAUUUGAUACUAUAGAGGAAGACAAUUUAAAGUGAUGUCACAGUAAUAAAAAAGAGUGUUGAUAGUCCUCUUCAAGGGGUGGUCAUGUGCUGGAAGGCCAUGGUUUUUUUUUUGUAAGUAUUUAACCCUAAAGUUGACACAGAACUAUUGCUAACUGCAUGCAAACACUUUUCAGUAUAAGCUUCAGUGGUACAGUUGAACCAGAAUGAAUGUUUAUUUUCUCAGAAACACUCAUGCAAAUAUAUUAUAGUGGAUCAUGCUGCUAAUAUAACUUGGGAUACAACUCCUCUCAUGGUGCUACAGACCUCCCUGUCUCAUUCAGACUGAUGUAUUUUUAUCCAUAGAGAAAGGCCUAUACUAGAUUUAUAGAUGUAUGAUAUAUUUUUAUACUGUGACUUAAUUUGUCAUUAAUGAAUUUUGUACACCACCAUGUAUUCAUAUGCACUUGCAAAAGGAGAAACUUGGACAUGUAAAUUUGUACACAAAUGAACCUAUUCUCAAAACUAGAAGAUGAUAGAUGAAAUGGGGGGCUUUUGAUAUGGUGUGAAGUGAAGAACAUACUUGUUUUUAAGAGCCCUUUGAAUAUUAACAAACUGGCGGGAAAUAUAAAAAGAAUGACACCUGAACCUGACUUGGAUUGCUGAAACUUAUAUUUUUAGAUAGUGAGAAAUGUUUGGACUUGUGUGCUAAAAUGUUUAAUGAUACAGAUUUUGAGUCAAAAUAGAAAAAUGCAUUCCAGACUGAAUUUGUGUAUUUCAUUUAAAAUUACUAUCCUGUGAUAUGGGAAAUUGAGUUGCUUAUCAUGUAUAUUUACUUUAAAAUGUAUUCACAAACUACUGUUGUAUUUGUAUAAAAUAUAGACAAAAGAUUGCAUAUAUAUUUUUGUGUAUAAGCUCUGUAAAAUAGCUAUCACAUUAUGAAGCUGCAGCAGAAAUUCAUUUUAGACAUUCAUAUCCAAAGAAACAGACUAUUUAUUGUCCACAUACCCUGAUAAAAAUAUAACUUGCUGCUAUUAAACAAUAGUGCUGCAGCUUCUUGUGGCCUACAGUGUUAUGUUUGCUGUACAAAAAUAUGUGAACUCCACAAAAUAUCAAUAAAACAGAAUGGUUUUAGUUAUGUACAAAAUAUGCCUGGAAUUAAGUAUGGUGUGUGUGUGUGUGUGUGAUUAUGCAAAAGGCUGUGAACUUAAUAUUAAUGUAUUCCAACAACCUUUCUGAUUUGCAGAUAGUAAAUUGACAGCUAAUGGAAGAUUGUGGGUGCCCUCAGUUCAAAAUUUGGUUAUACAUAUUACAAGUCUCAAAAAUGUCUUUAGCAAAGUGGUGACAUCAUUCCAAACUUGGGCAGUAUCAAGAUUUUAAUGUGGAGCUGACAGGUUUAUCUGAACCAUUUUCACCAUUUUUUACAGGUAGGUACCGUAGCUGUGUUGGUCUGACGCAGUCAAAAUAAAAAUAAAAAAUCCUUCCAGUAGCACCUUAGAGACCAACUAAGUUUGUCAUAGGUAUCCAUUUUUUUAGUAUGAGUGACUAAACUGUGGCCCUCUCAGAUGUUGUUAGACAAUUUCCAUAAUCCCUGACCAUUGGCCUUGGUGACUGAGGCUGAUGAGAAUUGAGUCCAAAAAAUCUGGAGGGUUGCAAGUUAGUCACCCAUGCUUUAUAGCAUUAGACUUAUGCUACAAAACCUUACCGUUUUUAAUAUAUAUUAUGAAUCAUUUUAUAGCAAUGGAACUAUGCUGUGCAUAGUAAUCUUCAAAGCCGUAGCAGUGGUGUGGCUCAUAGGUUUCCUUGGGUGACAAGAGUCACAGCUGCCGUCCUCUCUUUCCUGAGUGCAUUGCCACAAAUGCUUCCUAAUUACAGGGUUUUUUUCUAUACAGGGCUUACAGAUACUUACUCUUGCAGUUAGUAAGCGUGGGACAACAGUUAACAUUUAGGCCUGUCUACCUUCUUUUUGCUGAUAGCACUGCAAGAUAACCAACACAAAGGACCAACAUCCAUCUGGUGUGCUGAAUGAGGAAACCCAGCAAAGUUCAUUACAAAGUUCCUUGUAAUGCUUGGUACCAUUUCUCAACUUUGCUUUCCUUAUCACUGGAAUAAAUAUGCCACUGCCUCCUAGCAGAAACACCAGUAGUCACCAUUUGCGGUAGCCUACUGCAUUUCUCCAACUAACUAUCACAGAUACUGUUCAUGUUGGCUUACAACAUUUUAACUCCCUAUAGAAAGCAUGGACUUUUUGAAUUGAAGUCAUACUGACUUUCUCCUUGCAAAGAUUAUGGUAGAACACCCACUCAGUAACAUAAUGUGGUACUAAGCCAGGUCUGCCAAGUCUUGCUGUGUAACUUACUUUCUACACUCAUAUAGCCAUGCAUUAUACAGGAAAAGAAGAAGUGGUAGAUUAGCUGCCCUUCAGCUGCUGAUCAUCUCAUUUUAAGAAACAGUUCCCCAGGACACAGCGUGAAAACCAUUUGCCCUAAUCUGUUAAUGUCUGCUAAAGCUACAUGCUGAAGAUAUGGGGAAGAUUGGAGCUUAGUAGUACAACACAUACUCCGUAUGCAGAAGGUCCCAUAUUCAGUUCCUGGCAUCUUCGGAUGGAGUGAAAGAGAGCUACUGCCAAUGAGUAUAGAAAAUGUUGAGCCAGAUGGACCAAUGGUCUGACGUGGUAAAUGGCAAUUUAUGUUGACAAAUGGCUAUAACAAUCCUUAAAAGAUCAGUUUCGCAGGUCAAACUGGAAAGGUGAGUGGGGCUGUCCACCUGUUCAUCACAUGACACCAGAUGAUUGGCAGGUGGGCACCACAGCCCACCAUUCAAAAUCCCUUGCAAGGGCUUUCUAAGUGCUCAAAAGCUGCUAGAUGUUUGGGAACCUGCAGCAGUUUCAAAGCCCUUUUGCUGUUUGCAAAUGACUUUAAGACAGGUUUUAAUAGACAGUGUAAACUAUAUUGUAUUUUACCAUAGCAAGUGUUUAAUAUAGCACUUAUAAACUUUGUUCUCUUUCGUUUUUGUUUCGGUGGUUCUCACAUCACCUGUUCUACAGAGCAGCCCAUUUAAAAGAUUUCUGAAUACAACCUCAAAACUACCCAAUGCUUGGAUGUAACCAUAUUGAAAUGGGGUGGGGAGUAGAAAGGGAAUCCAAACUAAGCCUGAACAUUAUUGUCUGGAGUCACAAACUUCUCAAUGGCAUUAUUUACAAAUCUAAAGUUGUGGGGUUUGAGAGAAUGAAAGACCACUUUGGAGAGCUGUUUUCUUUCAUAUUGCACUGGAGUUAGAAGAAGAUAGGAAAUCACAGAAGAGUCCUGUGAUAUCUCACUAUCUUCAAAUCCCACCGUAGUAUUGAAGACCCUCUACUAAAUCCCCAAUACACUGAGCAAGGUAGAGAGUGAGAUGUUUUUGUACUGAGCAUGGGGCAUAGAGAGACAGAGAAGCCAUCAGUCUUCGUGUCUGUGCUUAUCGUUCCUAGAAUACAAAUUUAUGCAUGAUUUUUAAAUGCCAUAUGAAAAGAGUACUAAAAUACUGGGGAAUCGUAUAGUUCUUCUGUUGAUUUCAUCAAUCGGUUUCAUCAAAAAUUCAAGCCAGACAAAAUACAAGGUUGCCCCCUUGUGUAGAUACAUUGUAUCAGUCUUUUUUGUUAACAUUACUAAGCACGCAAUAAGACGUCUUACAGUGACUUGCUCAAUAUCAUUUUUUAACUAACAAUGCUUUCAGCGUGCUACAUAUUAUCUGUAUAGGCCACAUUUUUUCCAGUAACUUAAGCUUAUUCAUAAUAAGUCCAAAUUAGUUAAUGUCACUUUUUGUAUAAAGUGUUACUUCCUAACAUUUUUAUCCGUUCCCAUAUUUGACAUCUGAACUCAUAGCUACUUUCUAACACAUUUUCUGCCACUAAAAAGUGAAAUUAAAUGUAACUAUAUAAUUUCUCCUAGCUAACUUUUGACUAUGACAGCAAUAUCUCAGAAGACUCAGGAAGCAAAUAUCCAAUCUCAUUAUAUACAAUGUAUAUUAUGAACAACAUUUUAAUACUACCCAUUAAAUAAGUUCUCUGGUGCACAGAAAAAAGCAUAUAUAAUUAUAAAAGCAUCAGAAUUAAACCAGAAACAAAGAGCACAUGCUUGUUUUUAACUGGAACAACUGGAAAAUAAAACCUGGAACUGAAAAGGUCUGGUGAGCCUUUCUGGGGAGAGCAUUCCACAACUCAGGUAUCCCUGCAAAAAUAUAUGCUGCUUACUAGCCACUCAUUUUGCCUUAUUGGGGGCUCAUCUUGCUCUAUAGGCCGAGGGAGCCGGUGUUUGUUCGCAGAACAGCUUCCGGGUCAUGUGGCCAGCAUGACUAAGCCGCUUCUGGCGAACCAGCGCAGUGCACGGAAAUGCCGUUUACCUUCCCGCCAGAGUGGUACCUAUUUAUCUACUUGCACUCUAACGUGCUUUCGAACUGCUAGGUGGGCAGGAGCAGGGACUGAACAACGGGAGCUCACCCCAUCACAAGGAUUUGAACUGCUGACCUUCCGAUCAGCAAGCCCUAGGCUCUGUAGCUGGAAAGGGGAGAGGUGGGUUUCAGCAGCAUAGUGCGGGCACCCAAACCCCAGUACUUUAAGUAUUAAGCCCAGUACAGUGGUACCUCUACUUAUGAAUUCAAUGCGUUCCGAAUGCACAUUUGUAAGUCGAAAAAAAUUGUAAACUGCAUCAAAGAUGGCGGUCGGAGCUCCAUUCGUUAGCAGAAACAUUCGUAAGUAGAGUUAUUCUUAAGUAGAGGUACCACUGUAGUCUUAAUUUCAUAUGCCCAUAGAGAAAGAAUGGUGGAGAAAGAGAGAAAAAUGGGGCAAUGCACAGAAAAAGGACCUGAUCAGAAGUGUGGUGUCAUUUCCAGGUAAGGCAGCCUCCUUUAUACAAUUCAAAAAGGAAGGUUUUGAUGCCGCAAAAUACUAAUUUGUGUGUACAUUUCUAAUAUGCAUGCAUUUUGCUUACCAUACAUAUAUAAGGUGGCUGAAGAGAUUCAGGUGUAUUAUCCCACAGCCAGGUUGGAUUUUUGUUUACUCCGCUUAUUUCAAAGGAACUCACAACUAAGUGCACACAGGACUGCAGCAUCCUUACAAGAACCCUGUAAGAUAGGUCAGCUCUGUUAUCCUAUACUGAGAGGUGUAAGGGAAGAAGGGUGACACUGAGGAAAUGUGACUCACCCAAGACCGCAUAUUGCAGAAGUAAGAAUGACCUAAAGACUUCACGGCAUACAACUCACACGCUUAGCUACUACACAGAUGAGCUCUGGUAACAGAAUAACAAUGC
Molecule: messenger RNA, 33525 nt
Organism: Zootoca vivipara (common lizard)
Lineage: Eukaryota; Metazoa; Chordata; Lepidosauria; Squamata; Lacertidae
Source: RefSeq, a predicted model, not a curated record